GGGAUUUCCUUGCUGCUUUUUAAGCGCACGCAGCCUCAUUCCCGGGAUAGAAGAAUAGGAUAGCGUCAACGGAUUGCUUCUAGUGUUGUAUUGUCUCCUGCUGUUCACUGCUGCCGCUAGGCUGGGGACGACGGUUGGGUGUGACUUGGCACUUACGAGAGCGGCUCAUCUCUCAGCACCAGCGCCAUGGGUGAGCGCAAGGUUUUGAACAAGUACUAUCCCCCGGACUUUGAUCCGUCUCAGGUCCCGCGGAUGAAAAUGUCCAAGGAUCGACAAUACAAAGUCCGGCUCAUGGCCCCCUUCAACAUGCGGUGCCUCAACUGUGGCAACUACAUCUACAAGGCUACAAAAUUUAAUGCCGUCAAGGAGACGGUGCAAGGCGAAGAAUACCUGGGGAUGCGAAUUUACAGGUUCUACAUUCGUUGUCCCCGCUGUUGCGGUGAGAUUACGUUCAAGACGGACCCCAAGAAUACAGACUACGAAUGUGAGGCGGGGGCCACGCGCAACUUUGAAACCUGGCGCAUGAAGGAUCGCAUUGGAACCGUCGACGAUGAAGAAGCCUUGUUAGCAGCCGAAGCGACGGAGGAGCAAAAUGCCAUGCGAGCGCUGGAGGAGCGCACCAAGGAAUCCAAGCAGGAGAUGGACAUUAUCGAUGCAUUGGAGGAGAUUCAAGAUGCCAACGCCCGCGCAUCCAAAGUGGACGUAGACAGCAUCCUGGCUGAGAAGCACGGCGAGGAGGCCACCGUAGUACAGGAGUUGGCUCGGCGAAUUCAGCAGGAGGAGGAUGAUGCCGUGGCCAAGGCUUUCGGACAACAACGAGUGAUUAAGGUCAAACGCUUGGAUGACGAUGAAGCCCCGUCUGACAAU
Messenger RNA from Monosiga brevicollis MX1, 867 nucleotides. RefSeq lists its product as uncharacterized. Gene Ontology annotation, cellular component: U2-type catalytic step 1 spliceosome. The transcript is spliced from 2 exons. The annotation marks the transcript as partial. Gene Ontology annotation, biological process: mRNA splicing, via spliceosome. NCBI's taxonomy places the organism in Eukaryota, Choanoflagellata, Craspedida, Salpingoecidae. The record is from RefSeq and is a predicted model, not a curated record.